Molecule: messenger RNA, 1050 nt
Organism: Dentiscutata erythropus
Lineage: Eukaryota; Fungi; Glomeromycota; Glomeromycetes; Diversisporales; Gigasporaceae
Source: the annotation of a GenBank genome assembly
AUUGUUAUUGACAAUGGCUCCGGCAUAUGUAAAGCCGGUUUCGCUGGCGAUGAUUACCCACGCGCUGUGAGUAACUUAUCCCAUUAUUUUGGAGAAUUUACAACCGAUUUCAUCAAAUCAAAUAUGGUUUUCCCUUCUAUUGUAGGCCAUAAUAAAAUGGUUGGCAUGGGUCAGAAAGAUUCAUACGUAGGAGAUGAAGCACAAUCCAAACGUGGUAUUCUUACUUUUAAAUAUCCUAUUGAACACGGUAUUGUGACAAAUUGGGAUGACAUGGAAAAAAUUUGGCAUCAUACAUUUUACAACGAACUUCGUGUUGCUCCCGAAGAACAUCCUGUGCUCUUGACUGAAGCGCCUCUCAAUCCUAAAUCUAACCGUGAGAUGAUGACUAAAAUUAUUUUUGAAAAGUUUAAUGCGCCUGCUUUUUUUGCCGUUCUUUCAUUGUAUGCAUCUGGUCGCACCACUGGUAUUGUUCUUGAUUCUGGUGAUGGUGUCACUUGUACUGUACCAAUCUAUGAAGGUUACGCUCUUCCCCAUGCUAUUCUCCAUAUCGAUUUGGCUGGUCGUGAUUUGACCAACUAUCUUAUGAGGAUUUUUAUGGAACGUGGUUAUUCAUUAAUGACAACUACCGAACGUGAAAUUGUUCGUGACAUUAAAGAAAAACUUUGUUAUGUUGCUUUGGAUUUUGAGCAAGAAAUGCAAACUGCUGCUCAAUUGGAGAGAUCUUAUGAAUUGCCAGACGGUCAGGUUAUUAUUAUUGGUAACGAAGCACUUUUCCAACCUUAUUUCUUGGGAAAUAAAGCUGAUGGUAUUCAUGAAACUAUUUAUGAAUCUAUUAUGAAAUGUGACGUUGAUAUUCAUAAAGAACUUUAUGGAAAUAUUGUUCUUUCUGGAGGCACUACUAUGUAUCCUGGAAUUGCAGAUAGAAUUCUUAAGGAAAUUAUAGCAUUAGCACCUUCUAGUACGCCACUAUCUAGAAUUAUUAUCAUCUCUGUUGUCGCCCCCCCAGAACGUAAAUAUUCUGUCUGGAUUGGUGGUUCUAUCUUGGCUUCA